This is a messenger RNA of Manis javanica (Malayan pangolin), 3090 nucleotides long. The record is from RefSeq and is a predicted model, not a curated record. NCBI's taxonomy places the organism in Eukaryota, Metazoa, Chordata, Mammalia, Pholidota, Manidae.
UGGGGGGCGGGGGGCGGCCUCGGGGCGCCGUCACGUGACCCGGGACGAGGUGGAGUUCGGCUUUAAGGGGCGUCUCCCUGUCUUCACCGAUCUUCAGGACUGCAGCGGCGAAAUGCCGGCGCAUCUUUUUCCCUCCCUGCCCGUUCCACGACCACCCUUCCCGCUUUGACAGGGCGAGCAAGGCGGACCCCACAGAGGAGCUCAGAUUUGCGUGCUUACCUGGAUCCGGUAGGAACGUGUAACUUGCUAGGUGGCACAGAGGCAGGGGAAAGUGCAGAGCUUGCCUGUCUCUGCCUGGGCAGAAACAAAGAAACAGCAGCUGACAGUUCCCCCACUCUGAGCUGCUUCCCCGGUGAAGGAAGAGCCAGCAGAAGCUGUCUGUUGAACAAGCCCUUCCCAGAGAAAAAGGAACAGACAAUUAUGUAGCAGCACCACUAAGAACAGCUAGCAGUGAAAGGCCAGCAUUCUACUUGGAAAGGAGAAGGAAACUGCCCUUUGGGAGCGAGACGUUUUGCCAACUGCUGAUAUUGUUCAGUUGAAGAGAAUGAAGAAUUCAGAAUAAUUUUGAUAAAUGGAUUCCAAUAUGGAGAAUAAGAUGAAUGUUUGACCUGUUUUGAAAAAAAUAUAUUGUCUAUUUGUCUAAAGUAAUCUAAAACAACCAAACCAAUCAAAAUGAAUUCAACAUUGUUUUCCCAGGUUGAAAAUCAUUCUAUCUUCUGUAAUUUUUCAGAGAACUCUCAGUUUUUUGCUUUUGAAAAUGAUGAUUGUCAUCUGCCCUUGGCCAUGAUAUUUACAUUAGCUCUUGCUUAUGGGGCCGUGAUAAUUCUUGGGGUCUCUGGGAACCUGGCCUUGAUUGUAAUCAUCCUGAAACAAAAGGAGAUGAGAAACGUCACCAACAUCCUGAUCGUGAACCUUUCCUUCUCCGACUUGCUCGUUGCCAUCAUGUGUCUCCCCUUCACGUUUGUCUACACGCUGAUGGACCACUGGGUUUUUGGUGAGGCGAUGUGCAAGUUGAAUCCUUUCGUGCAAUGUGUUUCAGUCACCGUGUCCAUCUUCUCUCUGGUUCUCAUUGCUGUGGAACGACAUCAGCUGAUCAUCAACCCAAGAGGGUGGAGACCCAGCAACAGACAUGCUUACGUGGGCAUUGCUGUCAUUUGGGUCCUUGCUGUGGUUUCUUCUCUGCCCUUCCUGAUCUAUCAGGUAUUGACUGAUGAGCCAUUCCAAAAUGUAACACUUGACGCAUUCAAGGACAAAUACGUGUGCUUUGACAAAUUUCCAUCAGACUCUCAUCGGUUGUCUUACACCACUCUCCUCUUGGUACUGCAGUAUUUUGGCCCACUCUGUUUUAUAUUCAUCUGCUACUUCAAGAUAUAUAUACGCUUAAAAAGGAGAAACAACAUGAUGGACAAGAUGAGAGAUAAUAAGUACAGGUCCAGUGAAACCAAAAGAAUCAACGUCAUGCUGCUGUCCAUCGUGGCGGCGUUUGCGGUCUGCUGGCUGCCCCUUACCAUCUUUAACACUGUGUUUGAUUGGAAUCAUCAGAUCAUUGCUACGUGCAAUCAUAAUCUGUUAUUCCUGCUCUGCCACCUAACAGCAAUGAUAUCCACCUGUGUCAACCCCAUAUUUUAUGGAUUCCUGAACAAAAACUUUCAGAGAGAUUUGCAGUUCUUCUUCAACUUUUGUGAUUUCCGAUCUCGGGAUGAUGACUAUGAGACAAUAGCCAUGUCUACCAUGCACACAGAUGUUUCUAAGACUUCUUUGAAGCAAGCAAGCCCAGUGGCAUUUAAAAAAAUCGAUGAUAAUGAAAAAAUCUGACACUGCUGUCGCAUGUGGUCCCAGACAACAUCUGUCAUAAACAAGCACAAUAUGCUUUCGUGACCUGUCCUCCCAAGGAAGGGGGUUGAAGUCAUUUAAGAAAGACCAAGAGUUUCUUGUCUUGCUUUUUACUGCUUUUGUUGUAGCUUCCAUAAUUACAUUUGAAACAAAAUAUAUGGGCUUUGGAAUCUUCUGGCCGUAGUUUUGACCAGACAUCCUUGAAGUGCUUUUUUGUAAACUUAUGCAUAUGCUAUAAAGGCUUUUAUAUGGCAUUUAUUGGAAUGAAAUUUCUUUCAAGUAUUGCUGUUAACUGACUUUAGAAGCACUGCACCUGACCCGGGUUGGGCCAUUGUGAUUAGACUAGAUCAUCAGUAGACUGGGCAGUCCUGAUGUGAUGACAGGCAUUGUUUCUGUCUGUUACAGAGGCGACAGCAGGUGAAAGCUGCUCUCAGAAUGUGGAGCUGAGGGUGUCUGUGUCCUGCAUACCUAGAGUGUGAAGUCUUUCAGGGGUAUUUUGCAUAUUUUUUAAAAUUUUAAGACAGGAUUUAAUUUGUUCCUAAUUGGUUAUCACAAGAUACAAAUGCAUUUAAAAAAUACUUCUCAGCUGUGAGUAUCAUGGGGAAUUGGGCCAUCCACAAGUAUUAAGUGGGAAUUCUGUUCCCUAACUUCAAAACUACCUGACAACCAAAAGAUUUCAGAGUAGUUUAAUAAGUAAAUUAGUAUUGCUGCAAAUAGUUGAAUUAUAUUCAUUUGAAUGGGUGGUCCAGAGGUUUUCCAUUCUUCACAGACUGUUCAGUGUUUGCCAAGCUUUCUAGCAUAAGUACAUGUAAUUCAAAGGGCAUUUCCAGCUUACAGUGUAUAAAAACACAUUGUGUAUUUUCCAUCGGUGCCUAUAUAGUAACUCAUUUUCAACCUUCAAUGUCCAUCUCUCAAAGAAGGACACCAAGGUACAAUCUUAAAAGAAUGUUUACCCUGAGGAGUGGGGAUAAAUACCUGAAAACUGGGAACACUUCAUUUAGCCCAAGUAAACUUGUAUAAACAGUAUGCCUUGUGGAGUCUUAUAAAUAAUGCAUUAUAUAGUGUAUGGAGCACUUAUGUCAUGCUAAUAUACUUAAUUUCAUGUAUCCUGUAAUCAUGAUUGAGCCUCAGAAUCAUUUGGAGAAAAGAUAUUUUAAAGAACAAGACAAUCUUUGAUGUAUUAUACAAAGUAUUAAAUGUGCUUGAUUUUGGAAGGACAUUUUCUUUAUUAAAAUUGGUUUUGCUUUUUCUGAGUAA